Messenger RNA from Rhinichthys klamathensis goyatoka, 2280 nucleotides. RefSeq names its product pentraxin 3, long b (gene ptx3b). The transcript is spliced from 3 exons. Gene Ontology annotation, biological process: innate immune response. The coding region runs from base 130 to 1467 and encodes 445 amino acids. Gene Ontology annotation, molecular function: complement component C1q complex binding. Lineage: Eukaryota; Metazoa; Chordata; Actinopteri; Cypriniformes; Leuciscidae. The record is from RefSeq and is a predicted model, not a curated record.
AUGCACACUCAGUGGGCUUCCAGGCACAUGAGGCACGGUGGCUGAGUUACAACACAGGGAAGAAAACCCCCCCACAAGGGAUCUUAGUAGCUGUGGAACAUCUGAUUUACUUCAAAAUAAUCUGAUUACAUGCAGAGACAGACUAACAUACACACCAGCAUUAACAUCAGAAUGUACGCGCCCGGGGCCGUGUUGGCCCUCUGUCUGCCCUGCUUUUUGAGUGGGAAUGUGUUUGGUUAUGAUUAUGGAGAGGAGUACUCUGAUUCCUACUAUAACGAAAUCUCCAAUGGUGACCGCCUGCAAACUGGACCUACGCAAAUUCCCUGUCCGCCUCAAGACCUCUCACGCUGGGACAAACUUUUCAUCAUGCUGGAGGACUCUCAGAUGAAGCAAGACAUGCUCAUGCAGCAGACUGAAGACAUGGUUAAGGCAGAGAUGGACACCAUAUGGAAGGAGCUCCAUAAGCUUAACAACAACAAAGCGUGCGUCCAAGCUUCAGAAAACACCUGCAAAUGUAUAAGUGAACAGAUGAACCGCAAUCUGAACCAAGCCAUAAAGCAGCUCAGAGAGGUUGCAGAUAUGUAUCAAGCCCAAAACAAUGAGACGUUGCAGCAGCUCAUUCAGUUCAGCAGGAACCAGGCCUCCCGUCUCACCAAACUGGAGAGCAACUCAGGUCUGGGACAAGUGGCCAUGAAGUCAUUCUCCGCUUAUCCAAAGGAACAAGAAGCAAGCAAUGGAGAUAGCGGGAAACUGGAGAGAGCGCUAAUGGCCACCGCUGUAGAUCUCCAAAGGGUACAUGCCCAGCUGGCCCUUUUCCAAAGAGCAACGGCACACCGCUAUCUGCCCUCAGGCUGUGAAAUGGCUUUAUUAUUCCCAAUGCGCUCCAAGCACAUCUUUGCAGAAGUAACACCCUCCAUGUCCAUGUCCCUACAAUCAUUCACCAUCUGUCUGUGGGCCAAAGUGACACAGUCUCUAAAUAAAACAGUGCUUUUCUCUUACGGAACCAAGAAAAAACCUCAUGAGCUCCAGCUUCUCAUGGCAAGGCGCUCGGUGCUCCUCACGGUGGGCGGUGAGACCCAUCUAGUGGAAGCUCACGGCGCAGUAACAGAUGGGCAGUGGGGACACUUCUGUGCAGCUUGGAGCUCAGAGCAGGGGCUGGCCACUUUGUGGGUAAAUGGAGAGAACGUUGCCAGAGAGCCUGGAGUAGCCGAGGGGAACGUAUUGUCCGGUGAUGGGUUCUUUCUGCUCGGGCAAGAGCGCAGCCGGUCGGGUAUCUACAGAGAUCUGGACUCAUCGGUUGCCUUCACUGGGAAAAUGACAGGGGUUAACAUGUGGGACCAUGUGCUGGAAGCAGAGAGGAUUAAAGAGUACGCCAAUCACGACGGAUCCUGUGAUGGCCGCGGGAAUGUGAUUGGAUGGGGUGUUUCAGAGAUCAUCCCACAUGGUGGCGCUCAAUAUAUCAACUGAGACUGCACCAAUAUUCAUCACAAUACGUUGUAUAUUAUAUUGUAUAUCAUUAAUGAUUUUGUAAUUAUCUUCUUUUUCAUUCCAAAUCAAAAGCACUGCUUAAAGGGAUAAUCUACCCCCAAAUUAAUUUUACUCACCCUCAUGUCAUUCCUUGUUCUGUGCUGUGGAGCACAAAACAAGAUUGUUUGUCCAUUGAAAGUCAAUGAGGUGCAACGGACUUUAAUGGUACAUCAUAUACGGCUGAAACAUUCUUCAAAAUAUCUUCUUUUGUGCUUCACAGAAGAAAGAAAAUCAAGCAGGUUUCUGACAACAUGAAGGGGAGUAUAAUGAUAGAAUUUUUUAAUUUUUGGGGUGAACUCUUGAGAAGAUCCUUUUUGACCUUAAAACACUGUACACAAAGCCAAUUAAAAUAGUUUAAUAUUUUGUAUUCUUUUAUUUUAUUUUAGUACAUUAAAGAGUAAAUUGCAUUGACAUGUAAAUAAAUCAGUUAAAUGAGUAAAAAGCUAAUAAAAAUUCUAGCGGAGUGGCUCAGUGAGCAUAAUUUAAUGGACUACAAAUAGCAGAACUGUUUCUGUUGUACCAAAUUUUAAUUUACCGGUAAUUGACUUAAGGUGGGGCAAGUCCGGAUUUAUUUACAGCACCAUGCUGGACAUGACUGUUUACACUGUUCAACAAUAAUUCGAAACAGAUUUUCCUGCUCUUGUGGUUUAGUAAUUUACUAUGUUUGUCUGUCUCAUUGCUGCAUAUGUGUUGCUCCAAUAUAUUGCCAGUUGGUCCAGUCUGACCACACAUGCUAUAAAAUGAACCCAAACA